This is a messenger RNA of Pseudonaja textilis, 1004 nucleotides long. Lineage: Eukaryota; Metazoa; Chordata; Lepidosauria; Squamata; Elapidae. The record is from RefSeq and is a predicted model, not a curated record.
GUGGAGAGCUCUACACGGGCACCAUGAAUAACUUCCAGGGCAACGAACCGGUCAUCUCUCGGACCCUGGGCAGCCGGACUGUUCUGAAGACGGACGGCUUCCUCUCCUGGCUGCAUGACGAUGCUGUGUUCGUGGCCUCGUUCAACGUCCCGGGGCCUCCGGACGAGGAAAAGAUCUACUUCUUCUUUGAAGAGACAGCGAAGGAAUUUGACUUCUUUGAGAAACUGACCGUGUCCCGUGUCGCCCGGGUGUGCAAGAACGACGUUGGGGGGGACAAGGUCCUCCAGAAGAAGUGGACCACCUUCCUGAAGGCCCAGCUCUCUUGCAGCCAGGCGGGGCUCUUCCCCCACACCGUCCUCCAGCACGUCUUCGCUCUCCCGCAGCCGGGGGGCGGCUCCCUCUUUUACGGGGUCUUCGCUUCUCAGUGGCAGACCGGGAGCUCCGGCAGCUCAGCCGUCUGCGCCUUCAGCCUGGACGCCAUCGAGAAGGCCUUUGCCGGCAAGUACAAGGAGCUGAACAAGGACUGCUCCCGAUGGAUGACCUACAGUGGCCCCGCCAUGGACCCCCGGCCUGGCAGCUGUUCGGUGGGCCCCUCGUCCGACAAAGCCCUGACCUUCAUGAAGGACCAUUUCUUGAUGGAUGAGAAGGUGGCCCCCGUCCACAACCAGCCCCUCCUGGUGAAGGAGGACGUGAAGUACACCCGCAUCGCGGUGCACCAAGCGCAGGCGGCCUGCGGGACCGCCUGCACCGUCCUGUUCCUGGGCACAGGUAGGGCGGGCUCCCUCCACCCGGAACGGCGGAGUUGGAGGGGACCAGGGGUGUCCGGCUGGAUUUCUUGGAGGGCCGGAUCCGCACUGCAGUUCCCCAUGGGUCGAGGGGAGGGGGAGGAGGCGGGACAGGCGCCCCCUCGCCCUCCCUCUCUCUUGGCCGGCAGGGCGCUGCAGGAGGACAUCCAGGCCGAAAAUGGGGCCGGUCCUUUGCUCUUUCCAGGCCAGACCUACUAA